Nanorana parkeri is the source of this 749-nucleotide messenger RNA. RefSeq names its product ES1 protein homolog, mitochondrial-like. The record is from RefSeq and is a predicted model, not a curated record. NCBI's taxonomy places the organism in Eukaryota, Metazoa, Chordata, Amphibia, Anura, Dicroglossidae. The transcript has 4 exons. The coding region runs from base 60 to 734 and encodes 224 amino acids.
UCUGUGCAGUCCUUGUUGGGUUCCCUGAGUCACAUCGUAGCCCAAACUGCUCAUUCAGAAUGUCCAAGAAGGUGGCAGUGAUCCUCUCCGGGUGCGGGGUGUACGACGGCAGUGAAAUCCACGAAUCCUCCGCCGUGUUGGUGCACCUGAGCCGGGCCGGAGUCCAGUAUGAAGUAUUUGCCCCGAAUAAAGAGCAGAUGCAUGUGGUGGACCAUGUGAAAGGACAGCCCACCGAGGAGAAACGCAACGUGCUGACGGAGAGCGCUCGGAUCGCAAGAGGGAAAAUCACCGACCUGGCCUGUCUGAAAGUGGACUCAUACGACGCACUCAUCAUACCGGGUGGUUUCGGAGUUGCUAAGAACUUGUCUACCUGGGCUGUGGAGGGCAAGGACUGCUCAGUGGACAAAGCCAUCGAGGAGACGAUCAAAGCUUUCCAUGCCAAGAAGAAGCCAAUCGGAUUGUGCUGCAUCUCUCCGGUGUUGGCCGCCAAACUCAUCCCUGGAUGUGAAGUCACCGUUGGCUGUGACACUGAGUCUGAAAAGUGGCCUCACGCUGGUACCGCCGGAACCAUUAAAGAACUUGGCUGUAAACACAUCAACAAGGAGGUGAAUGAAGUCCAUGUGGACGCCAAGAAUAAACUGGUCACCACCUGCGCCUUCAUGAGCAACAGCCCCCUGCAUGAGAUCUUCGAUGGGGUCGGGGAGAUGGUGACGGCUCUUCUGGGGCUUCUAUGACUUCAGCAGGAAGCA